AUGGUGGCCAAAGACCCAGCCUUUGCCCGCGGCCGCAAGCCUGGUCCCCUGCGAGGCAUAAUCCCGUGGGGCAAGAUGCGAGCUCUCUCCAACCUCAUUCUCGUGAGCGUGGCAGGGAAUGAAGUGUUCGGGCCCGUGCUGCCGCCCACCAUCUUUCGAUUUCCCAAGCUCAAGGAAAUCAACUUCAUGGACAACAAGAUGGUCGGACCCAUCCCCAACACGCUCUCCGCUUUGAAGUCCCUCCAAAAGCUUGAUGUGAGCAUGAAUCGCAUCACGGGGCCCCUCCCACGUGGCAUCGCCACCCUCAGCAACCUCACAUCGCUCGCUGUCUCCUACAACCAGAUGACUGGCGCGCUGCUGCCAGGGCUAGGCAACCUGCGACAGCUGAGAACACUGGACCUGGGGGGAAACAAGUUUCAGGGGCCCAUGCCUGCAAGCUGGGGUAAUCUCAAGAAGCUCAAGACGCUCAAUCUGCAGAAGCUGAAUCUGGGGGGUGCAGUGCCGGCGGCAUGGGCAGGCAUGGUGUCUUUGAAGCACUUCAUCGCAUCAUCUGCUCGCAUGCGCGGCCGCUUCCCAACUGUGUUGCUCAAGCUGCCACGCAUUUCAGACAUCAUUCUCUACAACAACCUCCUGUGGGGCCCACUACCCCCUGCUGCCCAGCUCUUUUCUCCCAAGGCACUCACGCACCUGUGA
Closterium sp. Naga37s-1 is the source of this 693-nucleotide messenger RNA. The record is from the annotation of a GenBank genome assembly. NCBI's taxonomy places the organism in Eukaryota, Viridiplantae, Streptophyta, Zygnematophyceae, Desmidiales, Closteriaceae.